GGCUGCACGAGGCACACCGUCUCAGGGCUGAUCCGCGGUAGACGUUUGCAGGGCGGCUGACCGGCAGUCUGUGGGCACGCACCGCCUCCUGGGGAAGCCUGCGUCGGCUGUGCAGCUGAUUCCUUUGGUCUCGUCGCCAUGUCCACCAACGAGAAUGCCAACUCGCCGGCUGCCCGGCUCCACAGGUUCAAGAACAAGGGGAAGGACAGCACAGAAAUGAGACGGCGCCGAAUAGAAGUUAACGUGGAGCUGAGGAAGGCCAAGAAGGAUGACCAGAUGCUGAAGAGGAGGAACGUGAGCUCCUUUCCCGACGAUGCGACUUCGCCGCUGCAGGAAAACCGCAACAAUCAGGGCACUGUACAUUGGUCUGUUGAUGACAUUGUCAAAGGCAUAACCAGCAACAAUUUGGAAAGCCAGCUCCAAGCUACCCAAGCUGCUAGGAAACUGCUUUCCAGGGAAAAACAGCCCCCCAUAGACAACAUAAUCCGGGCUGGUUUGAUUCCAAAAUUUGUGUCCUUCUUGGGCAGAACUGAUUGUAGCCCCAUUCAGUUUGAAUCUGCCUGGGCGCUCACUAACAUUGCUUCUGGGACCUCAGAACAAACUAAGGCUGUGGUGGAUGGAGGUGCUAUCCCAGCAUUCAUUUCCCUGUUGGCAUCUCCCCAUGCUCACAUCAGUGAACAAGCUGUAUGGGCUCUAGGAAACAUUGCAGGUGAUGGUUCAGUUUUCCGAGAUUUGGUUAUCAAGUAUGGUGCAAUCGACCCCCUGUUGGCUCUCCUGGCUGUUCCUGAUAUGUCUUCCUUGGCAUGCGGUUACUUACGUAAUCUGACAUGGACACUUUCAAACCUUUGUCGCAACAAGAAUCCUGCACCCCCAUUAGAUGCCGUUGAGCAGAUUCUUCCUACUUUAGUUCGUCUCCUGCAUCACGAUGAUCCGGAAGUGUUAGCAGAUACCUGCUGGGCCAUUUCCUAUCUCACUGAUGGUCCAAAUGAACGGAUUGAGAUGGUUGUGAAGACGGGAGUUGUGCCGCAACUCGUGAAGCUUCUGGGAGCUAAUGAUUUGCCAAUUGUGACUCCUGCGCUAAGAGCCAUAGGGAAUAUUGUCACAGGGACAGAUGAACAGACACAGGUUGUGAUAGAUGCAGGAGCACUUGCCGUCUUUCCCAGCCUGCUCACUAACCCCAAAACUAACAUCCAGAAGGAGGCCACGUGGACAAUGUCAAACAUCACAGCUGGGCGUCAGGACCAGAUACAGCAAGUUGUGAAUCACGGAUUGGUCCCGUUCCUUGUUGGGGUUCUCUCUAAGGCAGACUUUAAGACACAAAAAGAAGCAGUAUGGGCUGUAACCAACUAUACAAGUGGCGGAACAGUUGAACAGAUUGUGUACCUUGUUCAUUGUGGUAUAAUAGAACCGUUGAUGAACCUCUUGACUGCAAAGGAUACCAAAAUUAUUCUGGUUAUUCUGGAUGCCAUUUCAAAUAUCUUCCAGGCUGCUGAGAAAUUAGGUGAAACUGAAAAACUUAGUAUAAUGAUUGAAGAAUGUGGAGGCUUGGAUAAAAUUGAAGCUCUUCAAAACCAUGAGAAUGAAUCUGUGUAUAGGGCUUCAUUAAACUUGAUUGAGAAGUACUUCUCUAUAGAGGAAGAGGAAGAUCAAAAUGUUGCACCAGAGACCACCUCUGAAGGCUACACCUUCCAAGUGCAGGAUGGGGCACCGGGGGCCUUUCACUUCUGAUCGCACUGAAGAGGCACUAGUCGUUUUGUUGUUUGUCUUACUGUUUCUCUACUAAGACCUUUUUUUAAAUGUGGUUUGUUAUUGUAGCACUUUUACAACAAAACUAUACUUGAACAGUUCCAAACUGUACAUACUGUAUGAAGCUUGUCCUCUCAAUGGGUUUCUUACUUCUGUGGAAUUUCGUAUCUUACAGUGUCCUGUAAAUAAAGACAAAAUUCCACCCCUUUCUUUACUUCA
Lepus europaeus (European hare) is the source of this 1965-nucleotide messenger RNA. RefSeq names its product karyopherin subunit alpha 2 (gene KPNA2). The transcript has 11 exons. Gene Ontology annotation, biological process: NLS-bearing protein import into nucleus. Lineage: Eukaryota; Metazoa; Chordata; Mammalia; Lagomorpha; Leporidae. Gene Ontology annotation, cellular component: cytoplasm; nucleus. Bases 139 to 1728 code for a protein of 529 amino acids. The record is from RefSeq and is a predicted model, not a curated record. Gene Ontology annotation, molecular function: nuclear import signal receptor activity; protein binding.